Oreochromis aureus is the source of this 3465-nucleotide messenger RNA. RefSeq lists its product as uncharacterized. The transcript has 3 exons. The record is from RefSeq and is a predicted model, not a curated record. NCBI's taxonomy places the organism in Eukaryota, Metazoa, Chordata, Actinopteri, Cichliformes, Cichlidae. The coding region runs from base 203 to 913 and encodes 236 amino acids.
GGAUCCAGUUUUUACCGGUUUUCAGUGGACCCAUCGACGUUAAGGAGGACGCACGGAGGAUACGAGCAGGGAUUUUUUUUUUCACUUUUUAGUAAUAAUAAUAUUUUUUCUUUUUUAAAAAAGCUCAUUUAUCGCGGGGGUUCUAUCACAUCUAAAAUAUAAAACGUUUUAUUGUCGAAGAAGAAAGACUCACAACAACGCCAUGAGUGCUGGGACAUAUUUGAGUCUCUGCUUGAGUUUACUGGCCGUCUGCGUUUCGUUGGGCUCUGCAGCUUCAGACCAGCAGAUCUUCAGACAAGCUGGGAUGAGUGUCAAUCUGACAUUUCCGGUUCCCACUGGCACCACAUCUGUAUGGCUAAAAAGACUUGAGAAAUAUAAAGACAAUGAGAAAUAUAUCUCCUACUGCAAAGACUUAACACCCACACGUCCCAGUGACCAGGAGGAGUCAUUUAAGGGUCGGGUGGAGGGGAUGGACUGUAGCAAUAUCAGCGGCACCGUUUCUGUAACUUUGAAGAACCUGACCAGAAACGACAGUGGGACAUACGAGUUUCAUGGGGUGGACCAUGGUGGAAGAUACUUUAAUGAAACUGUCUUCCUCAACGUUACUGACCCAGGUCAGACAGGAGGAGACACAGAGGAUGGAGGACACACAGAGGAUGGAGGACACACAGAGGAUGGAGGGAAGGAGGAUGGAGCCAGUAGAGGACGUCCUGGGCUGGCAGUCAGUCUGUUAUGUUUUUGUGUGGUUGUGUGUGGUUGUGUGGGUGUGUGUGGUUGUGUACGUGCGCCAGCUGCUAUAAAGUGGCUUACAAAUUGCUGUAAAAAGAAUUCACCCUUUUCUCCUCCUUCUAAUAAUGAAUCUGACAGAGAAACAAAGCAAAUAAUAUUAUCUGCAAAUAAUUCAGUGGUCUAACAAUUCUAAGUGAGACCACAAACACAUUCUUGUCCAAAGCUCAAAUUCUACAAAAACCUUUCCACUGCAGUAAAGUGGAGGGGAUUUUGAGUUUACUGCAUUUAAAAACUGCAUCCUCACAGCAUAAAGGUCCCUGACAGAUGGGUACUACAGCUUCUUCCCAGUCUGAUGAGUGGUGACCCGUCUAGAGUCACCAGUCAUCUUUUACCUUAUGUCAUAAGCUGACAUAGGCCAAUAAGUCCCCCCACCCAUCACCCCCAACCCAAAUUUAGUCUUGAUGCAAUUUGAAAGAACUCAGUGCAUCUGAAUGAAGGGAAACAAUCCUAGCGAAGACAAGUCUCUAGCAGACUGGUGACCACUACAUCUGAACCCACCAAUGUUCUGGGACAUUGGCAGAUGAGGAAGGCAAGCCGAACCCCGCCUGGGAGGUCAGUGAAUGGGGAAAUACAAGCACGUGUCCCCAUCUAGGAGGUCGUCCGUUGGAGAAUACAAGCACGUGUCGCCAUCUAGGAGGUCGGCCGUUGGAGAAUACAAGCACGUGUCGCCAUCUAGGAGGUCGGCCGUUGGAGAAUACAAGCACGUGUCGCCAUCUAGGAGGUCGUCCGUUGGAGAAUACAAGCACGUGUCGCCAUCUAGGAGGUCGGCCGUUGGAGAAUACAAGCACGUGUCGCCAUCUAGGAGGUCUUCCGUUGGAGAAGACAAGCACGUGUCGCCAUCUAGGAGGUCGUCCGUUGGAGAAUACAAGCACGUGUCGUCAUCUAGGAGGUCGUCCGUUGGAGAAUACAAGCACGUGUCGCCAUCUAGGAGGUCGUCCGUUGGAGAAUACAAGCACGUGUCGCCAUCUAGGAGGUCGGCCGUUGGGAAAUGCAACACGCCACUGUCUGGGAAAUCUACGCCACACGACAAUAAAAGAGCAAGGAAUGCAGCGACAUGCUGUUUAUUUUCCACUACUGCAAAACUAAAAUAAAUGUCUAUUUUAAAUACGUUGUGUAUUUGACAUCUGUAGUCCUAUGAGCAUGGUGGAUCAUGAUCUAAACAAAAGAAUAUGCAGCAAAAAGUGAUUUGGGUAACUCUUAUGCCAAAAAAAUCAAGGUAGCCAGCGUACCCUGCCUGGAACAUGGCUACCAGGGUCCUAACCUGGAGCCAAGCCUGGGGGGAAGGCUCAAGGGCGAAGAUCAGUUGGCCCAGCCGGGCUCAAGCUGAAGAAGUUAUAUAUGGGUCUGUUCUUCUGUGGGACACUACUUUGGGCUUUGUGGAUCGGGCAGAGGUCCUGGUGCUCUGAUGCACACAGCUGCAGUGAUGUGGAUCGAUGAGCUUCCCUUAAAGAGGAGCUGGGCUCUCCCUUAGAGAUGGGUGAGGAGCUUGGUCAAUUGAGAGUGAAGUUGCUGCUCCUUCACAUCAAAAGGAGCCCAUUAAGGUGUUUCCAGCCUUCUCCAACCAGAAGGAGGCCUCGGGUUUGACAGAGGAGAUUGUGUAUCAUGGCUAGAUUGUGAGUGACUGUGUGUCCCGCAUAUGAUCUGGAAGAAGUGGCCAGAUGCAACCACUCGAAUGUGUAAUUUCAUCUGGACUUAAAACAUGAACUGUGUGUGUGUGUGUGUGCAGUGGUUUAUGCUUGCUAGUAAACAAUGUUUGGAAAAGAAAAGGGUAAAACUACCUGUUUUUGUUUGUUUUUCAGUCUCUUUCAGAUCCGACAACAUCUAGAACAUGAAAUCAUGACAGUGAAGUUUGUAUGUAGUUAAAUCCUAGAACCUCAACAGGGCUAAAAUAAUGAAACAGGUUUCCUGAGGACGUGGGCUUUCAUGCAAACCAUGACACCAGAUGGGCCAGGUCAGCUUGGAGUGCAGGUACACCGCCUAGAGCCACCUAACAACAGCUGAAAGCAUAAUUUAGCAGGCAACACACAGGGUAAGACUUUAUAAUCGUAUUAAAUCAUCCAUAGCUGUGUAAGGAGGGGUUGCAUAACAUUUUCCUUUUUCUUCCAAUAACAGUAAGGCAGCAUGUACCUUUACUAGUUUUACCUAAAUGCAAAUCAGUCUUACUAAAGAUCAGGUACGUGCAGGGGGUGGGGGGGACAGGCUUAAGCACCUGCCCCUUUCCUGAAGGUUUUCUCCUUUCCUCCCCAAGUGCCCUUUUCUUGAAGCAAAUGUUUUUUUUAUGUGUGUGUGCAUGUAGAGUCCUGCCUGUGCCCUCAACAAUAAUAUUUAACUAUUAAUCACAGUUUUGCUAAAUAAAAGGAUCUGGUUUGCAUCAGUCACAUAAUUACCAUUAACCAAUGAUCGCCCUUGACGGCAGAGCGCUCCGGUUAUGAACCGGGAACAAGCUCGCAAAGAGCACGCACAUUUUUUGCCGUCUGAGUAGUGCGGAGCUGUAGGAGAAACACAAGUUAAUUGGGAGACGCAGACUGAUGUGUACAGCGUACACUGUAGUCUACAGCAGCGGUCCCAACCACCUGUCCAUGAGUUGUUUGGUACCGGGUGUGAGAGUUGAGGCUCGGGUGUGAAAUUUAUGGUUUUCAGGGUUUUUAUCAUUAUUUUUUUUAUCGUUUUUAUCAU